Hydra vulgaris (swiftwater hydra) is the source of this 1658-nucleotide messenger RNA. NCBI's taxonomy places the organism in Eukaryota, Metazoa, Cnidaria, Hydrozoa, Anthoathecata, Hydridae. The record is from RefSeq and is a predicted model, not a curated record.
AUUUUCAUUAAACUUAAUGGGAAUGUCAAAUCAAUAUACUUAUAAUUACCAGCAAGUUCCUCCUGAUUUGGAAGCAAAUAAGCCUCCACCAUACACAUCACAGUUUGUAUAUGGUGCUCAACCUCAGCCAAUGGCGCCACCUCCACAGCAAUAUGGAUGGGCAAAUGACAUUGGAGAUCAAGGACCUAUGUUAGGUCCUGAAGAUGAUACUGGAAUAUCAUCAUUUAGUGAAAAAUCAGUGAGACAAGCUUUCAUUCGAAAGGUGUACGCAAUUCUUUUUUGUCAAUUACUUGUUUCUGUUGGAAUUGUUUGCCUUUUUGUGCUUGUGCAUCCAAUAAAUAGUUAUGUGAAGAAAAAUGUUGCAAUGUUUUGGAUGGCAUGGAUAGCAACGAUUGUCUUGAUGAUUGCUAUUGCUUGUUGCGAGAAUGUGAGGAGAACUUUCCCAAUGAACUUCAUAAUGUUAUCACUAUUUACAUUGUGUGAAAGUUAUCUCAUCGGAGUUGUUUCAGCGCAUUACAAUGUCAAUGAAGUGUUGUUAGCAAUGGGUAUUGUUGCAGUUGUCUCCCUGGCGAUUACUAUUUUUGCUUUUCAAACAAAGUAUGACUUCACAAUGAUGGGUGGAUUUUUACUUGUUCUUGUCAUUGUUUUGUUAUGUUUUGGAAUAUUCACAAUAUUUUUUCACAGCAAGAUUGUUCGAUUGGUGUAUGCCUGUCUUGGAGCAUUAAUUUUUGGAUUGUAUUUGGUAUAUGACACUCAAUUGAUGAUGGGCGGGGAGAAGAAGUACAGCAUAUCUCCAGAAGACUACAUAUUUGCAGCUCUGAACCUUUAUCUUGAUAUUGUCAUGUUAUUUAUUUACAUUCUUGAGAUAGUGGGUAUAGCAGGGGGUAACAAAUAAUAGACGAAACAGAAGGAAACAAAUAAAAGGCGAAACAGCUAGGCAUGCAAUAAAGGAUAGUUAUCUUAAUGUGUUGCAUAAGUGUUUGUUAACCUCUUGCAUAUAAUAAAACCUGCUUGCAUUAAUUGAUUCUUUUAGAGUUUUAUUUUUUAAAUGUAAUAAUAAAAUAUAAAAAAGAAAUAAAGUUAAAAUAUAUAUGUUUAUAAAUAAAAUAAUUUGUUAAAAUAAUAAAGUACAAUAAUUUAUAUUUUUGCUGUUAAUAUUUUUUGGUUUGUUUUUGAAUUGAAAUAAAAUUUACUCCUUAAAAAACAAAGGGUCUUAAUCAAACUAAAUUUAACGCUUCCUCCUAAAGUUAUUUCUAAGCACAAUGCAAUAAAAGUUAUAGAUAGCCUUACAGUUAAUGAAAGGAAUUGAAGCUAGCAAGUGAAAAUGACUACAGAAAGGAAACGAAUGUACGGGUAAACGAAAGUUUUAGAAAAUUUUAUUUUAACGUUAUUCUCGUUAUUAAUAAAUUUUAUUGUUAACGUUAUUAUUAAUUGAUAAAAGUUUAAUAUUAAAAGAUUCGUUAUUUAAUAUUUGUAUAUUAAACAUUUUUUCGGCGUUAAAGCUAAAUUCAGAGGAAUAACUAAUGUUAACAUAUAAGCUAUUGUUGAUAAGUAAUAAAAAAUUGCAUCACUUCAAAAAAAGCGAAUGUUCUUUAUUAAAAGUUUUUAUUUUUUAUUUUCAGUACUUGGUGAUGGAUACACAAUUAAUGCUUGGAGGG